AUUAAAACAACCUGUUUUCAUCUUUCCAUAGGUAUGAAUCCUAGGACUCAGAAUAAGGAUUCUCUAGAGGACAGUGUUUCUACCUCUCCAGACCCAAUUCUGACACUGUCUGCUCCCCCUGUAGUGCCAGGCUUCUGUUGCACAGUUGGAGUGGACUGGAAGUCUCUCACUACUCCGGCGUGCCUCCCCCUCACCACCGACUACUUCCCCGACCGCCAGGGCCUGCAGAACGACUACACGGAGGGCUGUUACGAUCUCCUUCCGGAAGCAGACAUCGACAGGAGGGACGAGGAGGGUGUGCAGAUGACGGCCCAGCAGGUGUUUGAAGAGUUCAUCUGCCAGCGUCUCAUGCAGGGCUACCAAAUCAUAGUGCAGCCCAAGGCGCAGAAACCCAACCCUGCCGUCCCGCCCCCACUGAGCAGCAGCCCACUGUACAGUCGAGGCCUUGUGUCCCGAAACCGCCCUGAGGAGGAGGACCAGUACUGGCUGAGUAUGGGCAGAACGUUCCACAAAGUGACGCUGAAGGAUAAGAUGAUCACAGUGACACGUUACCUUCCCAAGUACCCUUAUGAGUCUGCCCAGAUCCACUACACCUACAGCCUCUGCCCUUCCCACUCAGACUCGGAGUUUGUGUCUUGUUGGGUGGAAUUCUCCCAUGAGCGGCUGGAGGAGUACAAGUGGAAUUACUUAGAUCAGUAUAUCUGUUCGGCCGGCUCUGAGGACUUCAGCUUAAUUGAGUCUCUGAAGUUCUGGAGGACCCGUUUCCUGCUGCUGCCAGCCUGUGUCACUGCCACUAAGCGCAUCACAGAAGGGGAAGCCCACUGCGACAUCUAUGGGGACAGGCCCCGGGCAGACGAGGAUGAGUGGCAGCUCUUGGAUGGCUUUAUCCGCUUUGUGGAGGGUUUGAACCGGAUCCGCAGGCGACAUCGCUCGGAUCGCAUGAUGCGGAAAGGGACCACCAUGAAAGGCUUACAGAUGACCGGGCCCAUUGCCACACACUCCCUUGAGUCGACCGGCCCCCCGGUUGGGAAGAAGGGAACCUCAGCUCUGUCUGCCCUGUUGGAGAUGGAGGCCAGUCAGAAGUGUCUAGGAGAACAGCAGGCAGCUGUGCUUGGUGCCAAGAGCUCCUCCCAGCCGGCUGAGAGCAGCAGUGUUGCCAUGACUCCCACCUACGUGGACAGCCCACGAAAGGAUGGGGCCUUCUUUAUGGAGUUUGUCCGCAGCCCGCGCACAGCGUCGUCCGCCUUCUACCCACAGGUGUCUGUGGACCAGACGGCCACCCCAGUGUUGGACAGCACCAGUUUGGGGGUAAGCACAAGCCAAUCUGUGGAUAGAGGCAACAGCCAGGCCUUUGGGAACUCCCAGAACUCAGGGGAACAGAGCUUCCCCUCUGCAAACUCCGGUGACAGCAGGUGAGAUUCAGAAUGACCGAACUUAUGCUCCUGGGCACUGGGGAUGGUCUGGUCUCAAAGGCUGUGGAGCCUGGGAGUCCAGAGUCCCAGACCCACGUUCUGACUCAGCCAUGAGUUCUACCUGGAAGCCCGGGGCACUCAGGUCUUAGCAGCACCUAUUUGAUGGGGCUCAGGAUCUGUGCCCUGCCUGCCGUACCAGAUAGCUAACAGGUGCCCACAGAGACACAGGAAAGUGUCAGACAUUGUGCAGGAGUGGGCUUUGGGAAAGGGGCCAGGACCCAGUCUGUCCUGUUGAGUCUGGCACCCAGCAUGACACCUGGUGCGUGACUGCGGACGUCAGUAUCGACAGCUUGAGGAAAUGAAUGAGCAGCAGGUUGUACCCGACCACGGCUGUCCUUUUCCUAUUCCUGAGUUUCCAGAGGAAAAAGAAGCUGCUUGGACCUCAUUUACUUGAGAAAGAGCCUCAGCUUUUAAUGCGAUUCGUCACAUCUGAAAAGCUUCUUUUUUUUUUUUUUAAAAGAUU
Molecule: messenger RNA, 1935 nt
Organism: Leptonychotes weddellii (Weddell seal)
Lineage: Eukaryota; Metazoa; Chordata; Mammalia; Carnivora; Phocidae
Source: RefSeq, a predicted model, not a curated record